AUGGUCGCGGGGUAUCCGUUGCGGAUACCCGCUAUCCCCUGGCGGAUACCCGCCAGCGCCAGCGGAUACCCGCCAGGGGAUACGGAUUGGGGUUUGGAUGUGCCCUUUUCCCAGAAAUUUGGGCGGGUAUCCGGGUAUCCCAAAGGAUACCCGAGGCCAGAAGGGGGGAUGUCCGGCUGGAAGGGUUUCCUUCCAGCCGGCGAGUUGCAUGUACCUCGCCGGCUGGAAGGAAAUCCUUCCAGCCGGUCCCUUGCCGGCCGUUUAAAGGGCGGGUAUCCGAGGAUACCCGCUCGGAUACCCGCUGCGGCCGACGGAUACCCGCCAGCGGGUGCGGAUGCCUGGAUGGCCGGAAAAAGCAGCCGGAUAUCCGGAUGCAAAUCGCCCAUCUCUAUGAUCCACAACGCCAAAUGCAAGGGGACCAAGUUCACGUCAGAUAAUUUCCAUGCUCAGUGGCACGUGAAAACUUAUCUAGAUGUGGAACUUAGUGAAACCCAAGAUGCAACAGAGGCGUCAAAGAAGAAAAAUGAAGACAUAUUCCUCAGCAAUGUAUUUGAAAAGUUCCAAUCCCUCCAACAUGGAAAACAAAACUUCAUGCUUGGCAAAAUUAACAAACUGCUCAACGGAACCCAUGCAACCGUUGUGUUGAAACUUUGGGUGAUCCUCCUGGACCUUGUCUCCGCAUCGCAUACCACCGCAGCAAGAACCCAAUCAAAACCUAAUCAAUUCACCACCCACAAGUGGGAACCUUAA
Molecule: messenger RNA, 750 nt
Organism: Puccinia graminis f. sp. tritici CRL 75-36-700-3
Lineage: Eukaryota; Fungi; Basidiomycota; Pucciniomycetes; Pucciniales; Pucciniaceae
Exons: 3
Coding region: 1-750 (249 amino acids)
Source: RefSeq, a predicted model, not a curated record